AACCCCAUGCUUUCAUUUUUAUAAAUUGGUAAAAGUUAGCAUAUUCUUUGCGGAGAGAAAGAAUCUUUUAGCUUUUAACGAGCAAUUUGGCGCCAAAAUUUAGGGCUUUUAGGCUUCUAGGGCGCUGGCGCUUGGUUCCCAGCUUCGCGGCUAUGGACAGCGUUCCAGGGCGGCAAUGAUCUCCAUUCGCAGCAGCAGCAGCAUUUCCACGGCGAUCGAUACUUCCCGACGGCCACGCUACAAUCUCCGUCUGGAUCAAGGCAGCCGCGAGGUCACAGAAUACCUAGAUCUCCUCCUCGCCUGCGGCCGGAGCAGGAAUCUGGGCAAUGGCCGGCGCUUGCACGCCAGGAUCGUGGCCACCGGGCACCAGGACGUGAUGUUCCUCGCUAAUCACAUCCUCAUCAUGUAUGGCAAAUGCGGGGGCAUGGAAGAUCUCUCUCGGGCAUUCUCCGAAAUGAAGAGAAGGAACAUCGUCUCGUGGAACGCCGUCAUCUCCGCCUACGCACAGAACGAUCGAUCCAGCGACGCCAUCGUGAUCUUCCUCCGGAUGCUCCUGGACGGGAUCCAGCCCAGCUACGUGACCUUCACGUCGGUGCUCAACGCAUUCGCCGGGCCGGAGCUUCAUCGCUGGGCAAAACUCGUCCACGAUCUGGCACUCGAGGUGGGCUUUGGAUCGCAUCCAGUCGUCGCCACCGCGCUGCUCAACAUGUACAGCAAGGUGGGCAGCAUCGAUCGAGCGCGCCAAGUCUUCGACGAGCUCGCGAUCAAAGACGUUGUCAGCUGGAGCAACAUGAUCGCCGCGUAUGCCCAGACCGGGCACGGCACCGAGGCCCUGGAGAUGUUCCACCGAAUGGACGCCGAGGGGAUCCAAGCCAACGUGAUCACCUUCGUGGCCGUGGUUCACGCCUGCGUUCUCGUGGCCCGGAUCACCGACGCGCGGACCAUCCACCGCCGGAUCAUCGAAGCGGGGCUGGAGAGCAACACCGUGCUUGGCACCGCGCUGCUCAACAUGUAUGGCAAGUGUGGCGGACUCCCGGAAGCCAAGAAGAUCUUCGACAAGCUCACGGAGAGAGACGUGGUGGUGUGGAGCGCCAUCCUGGAAGCGUAUGCCCGGCACGGUCAUCCCCGGGUAGCUCUCAAGCUCUUCACGCUCAUGCAGCAGGAGGGUGUGAGGCCCAACGACGUAACUUUCGUGGGAGUGCUCGAAGCUUGCUGCCAUGGCGGCUUCGUCCCCGAGGGCCGCUUCCACUUCGCAUCGCUGGUGAGAGAUCACGAGCUGAGACCCACUGCCCACCACGUCCACUGCAUGCUGGAUAUGCUGGGACGAGCCGGGAAGCUGGAAGAGGCCGAGAGUUUCAUCGCCCGAAUGCCCGUCAAGGAGGAGGCCAUAACUUGGUCGAUCUUCCUGGGGUCGUGCCGGAGCUAUGGCGAUCUGGAGCGAGGCAAGCGCGCUGCCGAGAAGGUGUUUGAGUUUCUUCCUCACUGCCGAGCGGGAUACUUGACGCUGGCGAGCAUGUACACCGACGCAGGGAUGCCGGAGGAGGCCGAGGCCGUUGCUCGUCUCAUGGAGUCCCGGUGCCCGAAAAAAGAGCCGGGCUCGAGCAAGAUCGUGGUGAGAGGCCGAGUUCACGAGUUCUGCGUAAGAAGUCAGUGGCAUCCACAGGCGAAAGAGAUUUACUCGUACCUGGACGUGCUCCACGCGCGAGCUCUCGAGCUGGGAUACGUCCCGGACACGCGGCCACUGCUGCUCGGGAGCGUGGAGAGAAAGCUCCACAGCGAGAGACUGGCACUGGCAUUUGGAGCAAUGAGCGUUCCUGGUAAAAGAAACUCUCCCAUUCAUAUUAUAAAGAACCUGAGAGUGUGCCGGGACUGCCACGAGUUCACAAAGUUCGUGUCAAGGACCAUGGAAGGUCGCGAGAUCAUCGUCCGGGACACUAGCAGGUUUCACCUUUUCAAAGACGGCGUGUGUUCUUGUGGAGAUUACUGGUAGACGAAUCUUCGAGUUCGUGGAGGCCAAUCCAGUCAUUUCACUUCUGGUACUCGAAGAAC
This is a messenger RNA of Selaginella moellendorffii, 2049 nucleotides long. RefSeq names its product pentatricopeptide repeat-containing protein At3g46790, chloroplastic. Lineage: Eukaryota; Viridiplantae; Streptophyta; Lycopodiopsida; Selaginellales; Selaginellaceae. The transcript has a single exon. The record is from RefSeq and is a predicted model, not a curated record. The coding region runs from base 176 to 1990 and encodes 604 amino acids. Gene Ontology annotation, molecular function: RNA binding; protein binding; zinc ion binding. Gene Ontology annotation, biological process: RNA modification.